This is a messenger RNA of Pteropus alecto (black flying fox), 3231 nucleotides long. RefSeq names its product NKAP domain containing 1 (gene NKAPD1). The coding region runs from base 484 to 1356 and encodes 290 amino acids. Lineage: Eukaryota; Metazoa; Chordata; Mammalia; Chiroptera; Pteropodidae. The transcript is spliced from 7 exons. The record is from RefSeq and is a predicted model, not a curated record.
AAGGGAAGCUUGCUCGCUUUUCUCCCAGACCGCUUCCUCCCCCCCUCCCCCACCACGCGAGGCUGCGGCGCACGGCACUUUAAGAUUCUUUUGGGGGCCGAGUCGAGGGUCGUACCGGUCCAAAGCGUCCCCACUUGAAGCGAAACCCAACCCCCCGGGUCCAUCCCAGAGGAGCGUGAGCGGGAAAUGCCUCAGCCAACCCGGGCGUCCGGAUUCCGCGCCGGCGCAGCCCCCGUCCUGUCUGGAAAGAUAUCUCCCUGUUGGUCUGUUCUGAGGGAAAGGCACCCGUGGCCUGGGACACGGGUGAGGGCAGAAUAACCAGUGGGAAGGCUGCAUUUUCGCGAAGGAGUCGGGCGAAGCUGCAGAGCUGCCUUUGAGCCCUGACUCCUUGUCUUCCUGGGUCGGAGGAGAUCUUGUAAUGGAGUGGCUCUUCGUCUCACACUAACAAGAUGCCUGAUUUCCUCAGGAUUGAGGGAUUGAAGAAUGUCCCGGGUUCCUUUGGGGAAAGUCCUCCUGAGGAAUGUCAUCCGGCACACAGAUGCUCACAAUAAGAUUCAAGAGGAAUCAGAUAUGUGGAAAAUAAGAGAACUGGAGAAACAGAUGGAAGAUGCUUACCGGGGGACCAAAAGGAAAAUGUUACCCAGCAGUUCAAGCCGGAUGCGUAGUGAUGGUUUUGAUGAAGAAAGUCAGAGAGACUACUGGAGGCCAAAGAAUGAAAUUUCUGGAGCACUAGAAGAUGAUUUUCUUAAGGCUAAAUCCUGGAACAAGAAGUUAUAUGAUUAUGAAGCUAACAUGCCAGACAGAUGGGGUCACAGUGGUUAUAAAGAGUUAUACCCUGAAGAAUUUGAAACAGACAGUGAUCAGCAGGAGAUUGCUAAUGGAAAAAAAACAUCUCCCCAGGUAAAAUCAUCUACUCACGAAUCUCACAAACACAAGAAGUCAAAGAAAUCCCACAAAAAAAAGCAGAAAAAAAAGUCUCACAAAAAGCAGAAGAAAAGCAAAAGGGAAGCCACAGAUGUAACAGCAUAUUCCUCAAGUGAAUUCUCAGAAGAAACUGGGGCUUCUAGUACCAGGAAACAACCACAUAAGCACAAAAAAAAAUCCAGGAAAAAGUCUCUCAAAAAAUCUACUUUAAUCUUAGAUGCAGAAAGUGACACUUCUCAAUCAGAUGAUUCUGCAUCCAGCAGUUCUGAGGAAAGUGAGGAAAGAGACACUAAAAAAACGAAAAGGAAAAAGAAAGAUAAAAAAGCCUAUAUCCCUGUACUUCACAAUGAAAUACAGGAGAGGACAAACAAACGCACAAAUUGGAAAGUGGCUACAGAUGAAAGGUCUGCUGAGAGUUCAGAGGACGACUGAAUGAGAAACAUUCUUCACUUUCCCAUGUGACUCUGGAUAUUUACAGCUCUUGCACCUUGGAGCUUUGCAAGUGACUUGCUCAGCACAGCAGAACUGAGAUCAGAGCUGUCCUGUGCCAUCUACAUAUGUUCUGACAGACUUCUACUUUGGCCUGUUAAACUUGAUCCUCUUCUUAAUAGGGAAUCUGGUAUUUUGUUAUGAAGGUUUCUUGAAGAUAUUUUUUGCAAUUAAUUACAUUUAACAAUAGAGUACAUAUACAGCAAAUUAAAGGACCCAGAAAGUUGAAUCCAGUAAUGACCUGGGUACACCGAUUGGAAUUCUGAAUUUGAGGAAUGCAAGGGCUGAGAUCAAGAGGUGGAUUAGAAUCAGUGCUGUGUAGAAUGGUAUAAGGGAACAUUGUGUUAUACACUUGUUGGUUUAUAUAGCAGGUGCCACUUGACUUUUGUCUUCAGCCUUGGUGCUUUGAUCUUUCUAAAUUUUGGCCUCACCAGUGUGGUCCAGUUUAUUUAAUGAGGAAAUGAGCAUAAGAACAUUUUUCCUUCAUAGCAUCCAUAGACAGCUGUUAUUAGAAGAGACUAGGGUUUUCUGUCAAAUUUCUCUGCUGGACAGGGACUAUGGCUGUAUUUAGUAUACCACUAAAAUAUCAUAAUUGGAUUGUAAAUGGUUUUCUAGUUCCAUUGCUGUAUAUUGCCUAAAUGGACUUGUGUUCAUAAUUAUUCAGUUGUUUUAGGUAAGUCCUCAACCAAAUGGGGAAGAAUUAGGAAUUAGUCGUGCUGCCUAAUAGUUCUCUGAACAGGAUUCAUGGCAGCACCUGCCAUUUAAAUGUUAUCUUCCUUUUCAUUUCUAAAUUUAUUAAUGAACUUUAGAGUUUCCCUGACACUAGGUUGAAUCAGUUCCAAAGUGAAACAGGCUUCUCAGGGACAUACCCAUUUCUUCUCAGUCUGCCUUUGGAUUAAACCACCAACCAGAGACUAUAUUAUUUUCCUUUGCUGUAUACUGUAAUCUUUACUAUGUUAAUUCUUAAGAAACCAAAAUAAUACUGAAAGAAAGCUGGCAGAACCCAAGUUAAUUUUUUCAUUAUGGCAGAUCGUGAUAUAUCAGUUUCCUGGUUGUCACUUCAUGGGCUGAGCUGAGUAAACUUGAAAACUCAGACUCUUGGUCUUGGUUCUGCCACUAAUUGGUUAUGAGGUCCAGAGCAGGUAAGUUAGCCUCCCUGGCCUUACUUUUAACCCCAUGUGUGAUACAGAUACUUCAUGGUAACAUGGCAAUGUAAGACACCAGCAAUAGAAUAUAACUAUGACAACAUUCCAUGAGGUGGUAACAUUGUUUUUCUAACUACUGAAUUUGUUCGCUUUACAGAACAGAUUUCUAGUAAAAUGCUUAGUUAUAAAAUAUAUGGUUGGCCAGAGGUUCCCUAUCCCGAUUAUAAGCAGGUGCUACCUUUUGGGAUAUUUAUUUUAAAUAUUAGUAGUUUGAUACUCAAUUGUCAAUGUUCCAUGGUAAAUAUUUUUACCUUUGGGAUUAGUAAGGGUGCAAGGGGGGAAGAACAGUCUCUAAUUACUACCUCUUAACCUAAAGCAAUUGUUUUGUUCUCAGAGCAAGUGAAGUCUGUUGGAAGGUGUUCUUGUUUUAUCUUUUUAGCAUUGUUUCUGUGCUAUAAAAGUACUGAUUCUAAGCACAGACUCAGGAAGAUGGGCCAGUGGAACAAGGCAAACCUAGGAAGUUGAUUCUGUUUGGAUCUUGACCUUUCCUCCCUCCCAUAUUAGCAGGCCUAUCUCCUCAUGAAUACACAUCUUGCCUGUUUUGUUUUGUUUUUUUGCCAUGUUUACCUUUUCUUGGUCAUGUAUAAGCAAUAAAGCUGUUUUCUGUUCUUCA